Molecule: messenger RNA, 1569 nt
Organism: Nylanderia fulva
Lineage: Eukaryota; Metazoa; Arthropoda; Insecta; Hymenoptera; Formicidae
Gene: Rab40
Product: RAS oncogene family member Rab40
Biological process (GO): intracellular signal transduction
Molecular function (GO): GTP binding; GTPase activity
Source: RefSeq, a predicted model, not a curated record
GUCGUCGUCAUCGUCGUCAUCGUCUUCGUCGUCAUCGUCAUCGUCUUUGUCGUUCAGGUGGUCACCGUCGACGUCGUCCAGGAUCGCGAAUACGGAGUAGAGAGCGGUGGCAGGUGGGUGAGAGUCACUCUUUGGGUCACCUGCAGUAUGCCCAGGCGGAUAUUAUGGCUGCAGGUGAGGCCAACACGGCGAAGCCUCGUCAGGAGAAGCAGUACGACUACCUGCUCAAGUUUCUCCUGGUGGGCGACAGUGACGUAGGCAAGCAAGAAAUCCUGAGCGGCCUCGAGGACGGGGCCGCGGAGUCGCCCUUCUGCAGCGGCAGCGCUUAUAAAACAACCACUAUUUUACUGGAUGGGAAACGAGUGAAGCUGCAGCUAUGGGACACAUCGGGCCAAGGUAGAUUCUGCACAAUCAUUCGGUCCUAUUCCAGAGGUGCUCAGGGUAUACUUUUAGUGUACGAUAUCACCAACAAAUGGUCCUUUGAUGGUAUCGACAGGUGGCUGAAAGAAGUGGAAGAGCAUGCACCUGGUGUACCAAAAGUAUUGGUUGGCAAUCGUCUGCAUUUGGCUUUCAAGAGACAAGUCGGAGAACGAGAUGCGGAGACUUACGCAGCUAAGAAUCGAAUGGCGUUUUUCGAAGUCUCGCCUCUCUGCGACUUCAAUAUUCGCGAGAGCUUCUCGGAACUCUCUCGCAUGGCGCUGCAUAGGAACGGCAUGGAAAGAUUAUGGCGAUCCAACAAAGUGCUCAGCCUACAAGAGUUGGCGUGUCGCGCGAUAGUAGCCCGGACGACGGUUUAUGGCAUCGACCAGCUGCCAUUACCCAAGUCGAUCAAGUCACACUUGAAGUCGUACGCGAUGACGACCACGACGACCCAAUUGCGCUACAACGGCAACCGUUCGUCGAGCUCCAGCAAGAGUCUAGGAUCGCAUCGGAAACUGCGCUUUGUCGGGGUCGGACACAACAACGGAUUGUCGACCCCCGGAAGCUCACCCGGCAGCAUCACCGAUUCACGUACGAGUUGCGUCGGUCGCAAUUCCUGCACAGUGUCUUGAGAAUGGCAGAGAGAGAGAAAGAGAAAGAGAGGGAAGAGAUCAUCAGGGUAGCUGGUUACUUGCAAAAACGAUACACUUAGCACAAUCGGGCCUUCUUCCUUCACAUUCCCCUCCCUUCUUCCCUGUUUUUAGAGAAUUACAAAUACGUGUUUCGCGGACUAUCUCGAUAAUUAAUAGCGAUUAAACUAUCUGCGAGAUAGUAUGAAUAUGCAGGGUGUCCCAAAAGUCUUGCAACUGUCCAAUAUCUCGAGGCAAAGGCUUUUUAAAGAAAAUGUUUAAAAUAAAAGUUAUAGAGCUUUAAGUGGCGCAUUAAAUUGUAAUCCCAAGUAGCAAACUGACGUCAUUCAACGUCAAAAUAAUGUACGUUUGCUAUCUGGGAUGUUAGUAUGAUUAUAAACAGCAUUGUUAAGGCCAUGUUUAUUUUGAAAUUUUUAAGUGCGAAUUAUAAUGCUUGAAGUUUGCAGUGUUUUGACAUAAAAUAUGAUACAAAAUAUCUUGUAAAAUUUUUAGUUUUUGA